This is a messenger RNA of Thamnophis sirtalis, 1765 nucleotides long. The record is from RefSeq and is a predicted model, not a curated record. Lineage: Eukaryota; Metazoa; Chordata; Lepidosauria; Squamata; Natricidae.
UCACCCCACCACCGGCGGGAUAAUGGACGGGUCCAGGAGAGGUCGGCAGGGAAGUCCGCCUGCCGGUGCUCGCGCUGUUCCUCAGUCUCCCCUUCCUGAAAGUGGUCUACCUCUAUAUGAAUGUCCAAUAUGCCAUCUUAGUUGUACCAAUUAUCCAGUUCUGCAAGAACAUGUUGAACUGCACCUGGAUGAAUGCAGCAUUUUAGAAGGAAGAAACUUGAAUGAUCUAGAAUUGGCGCAGCAUCUUCAAAAUGAAGAGGAUAGACAAAGAAGAACAGAAACUGCAAGGCAAGAAAAGGAUGAUUUCCAAAAGUUGCAGAAAAACAUUCCCAGUCUGAUGCGCCCCUGGAUUCCAUUCAGCACAAUCAGUACUAAGGCAGUAGGGAAGCUACGAUCCAAGACAUCAGCAGUACUCACCCUUAAAAGAAUAUUUUGUCCACCACAGAGACAAUAUGGCUUAGAUGGCUCUGGAGGGUACAAGCAACAGUCUCUAAAAGCCAUGACAAAAGAAGUGGAUUUCGGAAGAAUGCAACCAUCAGAAUAUCACAGGAGAAAAGCUGAUAUGUUGGAAUCUCUGGCUUUAGGCGUUGAUGAUGGAAAGACAAAGACUUCAGGAAUUACUGAAGCAUUGUGCCAGUACUAUCAGAAUGAAUGCAAAGAUAUAAAGCACGUGUGGCUUUCUACAGGAGUGGAUCACUUUCACUGUUCUCUUGGAGACAAAGGCUGGGGUUGUGGUUAUCGGAAUUUUCAAAUUCUGUUUUCUUCUCUUUUGAGAAAUAACUCCUAUAAAGAAUGUUUGAAAGAUAUUUCAUCAGUUCCUUGUAUUCCAAAAAUACAAACACAAAUUGAAGAUGCUUGGAAAGAAGGUUUUGAUCCCCAAGGAGCUUCUCAUUUCAACAGCAGAUUACAAGGAACUAAAGCAUGGAUAGGAGCAUGUGAAAUUUAUUCACUCUUAACUUUUCUAAGGCUAAAGUGUCAAAUUAUUGACUUUCAUCAGCCUACUGGCUCUUCUGGUACACACCCUCGUUUGUUUGAAUGGGUGUUAAACUAUUAUUCUUCAGGUAAAGAUAACAAUGGAAAGGUUAUGAGUACUUCCAAGCCACCAAUUUAUCUGCAGCACCAAGGUCAUAGUCGUACUGUUGUUGGAAUUGAGGAAAGAAAAAACAAAAGUUUAUGUCUACUAAUAUUUGAUCCUGGCUGCCCUUCAGAAGAAAUGCAAAAACUCUUAAAAGGCAUUGAUGGGAACAAUCUAAAAUUAUUUCGAAGACUUCCAGGAGGCUUAAAACAUAAGCAAUAUCAAAUAGUGUCUGUGGAUGGUAUGCUGACAGAAGAGGAAAAAGUUGCUCGUAGACAGGCUUCUCAAUUCUUCACAGCACAGAAAAUUCCUUGAAAUAAUAUCUGAAAAAUGAAGGAAAUUGAAGGCUGCAGAGGAGAUCUGUUUAUGCAGAUCUGUUUAUGUUGAGUGAUGUACAUAGCAGUUUUAAAACAUUUUAUAAUAAAUAUUGAAAUACUUAAUUAUUAUGUAUGGUUCUUGAUUUUUUAAAAAUUUACUUGGACUGAACAUGGGUUUUCAGUUGAUAUGAAUAUUAAACUGGUCUCUAUUCUCAGUAAUCUAGGGGGAUGCAAAUCUUUUUCUGUAACACUACUAUGAGCCCAAAUCAAGACUAUUCAUAGCUCUCAGUAUCACAUCUUAAUUUUUAAUAGAAGCAGAAACAAAAUUCCUUUAAACUAUUAUUGCUAACAGGAAGAUGUGUUUGAAAAUUAA